GGGGACAAAAGUACCUACUCGCAUUAUUGUAUUAAUCAAACUCUAAUUAUUAUUGUCGCUAUUGAAGCAAACACCUUUAGUUAUUGAUAUUUUUUAGAAAAAUGAAAUUUUUAGCUCAAUUUUGCAUUAUAUUUGUCUUCCUUUCUGUAGGCUUGGCUGCUACAGACUUGGACAGUAGUCUUGUUGUAGAAGAACCAAAACUAGGUAGCAUUUUUGACGAUAUAGUUAAAAAAAUCAUUAUAAAUUUAGUUGCUUCCUUACCAAAAACAAUCGAAGUACCCCACUUACCAAUUAGUUUAAAUGAAACUAAACUAAUAACUGGAAGUGUAGAUAUAGCAAACUUAACCCUAAGCGGCCUUAAAGAGUUGGUAGCUACCAAAAUAAAGGUCAAUAUUUUAACUUUAGCUCUACAAGCAACACUUGAAGUGCCAAAAAUCAGUUUCUUUACUAACUACGAUGCCGACGUUAGCGUUUUGGGAAAAAUACCUGUGUUUGGUAAUGGGAAUAUUAGUGCAAAUAUUGAUAAGAUGUUACUGAACAUCGGUGGAAAAGCUAAAUUUACUAGCGGACUGAGUUUAUCAAAUGUAACUGUUUCGUUUACUCUUGGAAAUACUACAAAAUUUUCAGUGAUUGGCCUAUUAGAUGACGAUAAACUAAGUACAUUAUUAACUGAAUCAUUAAACGACGAUUUAGUUUCAUUUUUGAAUGAUAAUGAAACACUGAUUAGUAAUGUGAUCAGUCCAAUUGCUGGUGAACUUAUAAACGCUAUACUUAAUCGUAAAAAACAAGAAUCAUUGGCUGAUUUUAAUUUCGAAGAACUAUUAGAUGAAAUAGCGAAAAUCCAAAAUGAAUAAUAAUUAAAGUGUUUUUUUUUAAUAAAGUUAUUUCUAUAGUGCACAA
Messenger RNA from Ceutorhynchus assimilis (cabbage seed weevil), 900 nucleotides. The record is from the annotation of a GenBank genome assembly. NCBI's taxonomy places the organism in Eukaryota, Metazoa, Arthropoda, Insecta, Coleoptera, Curculionidae.